GGUUCUCGUUGGUCCUGAAUCCUCCGGUUCGGUUGCGGUCUCUGCGGGAAGGCGACGUUUACGAGAUUGGGGAGGACGGGGAACUAGCUGCGAUUCUCUUAGCGGUCUCCCUCCCCCUGGAGUUUGAAAUGCUCUACCUGAUCGGCUUGGGCCUGGGAGAUGCCAAGGACAUCACAGUCAAGGGCCUGGAAGUUGUAAAGCGUUGCAGUCGAGUGUAUCUGGAGGCCUACACCUCAAUCCUGACUGUAGGGAAGGAAGCCCUGGAAGAGUUUUAUGGAAGAAAAUUGAUUGUUGCUGAUAGAGAAGAAGUGGAACAAAAAGCAGAUAAUAUUUUAGAGGAUGCCGACCUCAGUGAUGUUGCGUUCCUUGUGGUUGGUGAUCCCUUUGGGGCUACAACACACAGUGAUCUUGUUCUGAGAGCAGCUAAGCGGGGGAUCCCUUAUCGAGUUAUUCACAAUGCCUCCAUAAUGAAUGCUGUAGGCUGCUGUGGUUUACAGUUGUAUAAGUUUGGAGAGACAGUUUCUAUUGUUUUUUGGACAGACACUUGGAGACCAGAAAGCUUCUUUGACAGAGUGAAGAAGAACAGACAAAACGGCAUGCACACUUUAUGCUUACUAGACAUCAAAGUAAAGGAGCAGUCUUUGGAAAAUCUAAUCAAGGGAAGGAAGAUCUAUGAACCUCCUCAGUAUAUGAGCGUGAACCAAGCAGCCCAACAGCUUCUGGAGAUUGUUCAGAAUCAAAGAAUGCGAGGAGAAGAGCCAGGACAACUUUUCCACCUAAACAGCAAGACCAGUGAAGGGUCAGCCCUUCAGCUACAGCACCAGACAAUCACCGAGGAGACACUCUGUGUUGGCUUAGCCAGAGUUGGAGCUGAGGACCAGAAAAUUGCAGCAGGCACUUUACAGCAAAUGUGUACUGUGGACUUGGGAGGACCAUUACAUUCUUUGAUUAUCACAGGAGGCAGCAUGCAUCCUCUGGAGAUUGAGAUGCUAAGUCUGUUUUCCGUACUGGAAGAUACCUCAGAAUCUCAAAGCAUUGAUGGCCUCUGAACAUAGACAUUUUCUAUUGCCUGUUGUUAAUUUCUUUCAUAUAUACAUGUACACAUAUUUGUAUAAAAAUUAGACAGGUCCUUAGGUUUGCCUGAUAAGUAUAAAACACGUAACCAGGAAGAAAGAAGUUGACUCAACAAUGCUUGGUUUCCUGUGGCAGUGAGUUUUUUCCCUAUGAUAUCAUCAGCUGUUGCUGCUGUUUUGGCAGCUUUUCAGGACGUAAACACAUGGAGCAGACCAAGUCAGAAAAUUGAUAGACAUCCAGAGACAGAGUCAUUUUAAAAGCAGUUUUUACUUAAAUGAAACUGGUUUAUACAAGGUGGUUUGCUUGUAGUCAGACUAUAACUUUGUGAGGUAACUGGAAUGUGAGUCACUUUGUUUUAACCAAAAGUCCCAGUUUUAGAGGAUAAAAAAGGAGUGACAAGAAAAGCAAAUAAAAGACGGGUAACAGUUCACAUAUUGUUUUUGUAAUUUUCUUUUUUCUUAAAAUCAGCUGUCCUGACUGUAAGAGGAGUUGUCCUGACAGAGUUUGGUGGUGGUGGUGGUGGUGUUAGGUGCUGUCAGGUCAGUUCCUACUCAGGUGACCCCAUGUACAACAGAACAAAACGCUGCCUGGUCCUGCGCCAUCCGCACAGUCGUUGCUACGUUUAAGCCCGUUGUUGCAGCCACUGUGUCAGUCCAGUUGGUGUGAGUGCAUAUAAACUGUGGUGGGAAAAGUAAGUCUCCACCAACAGUCCUGCUUUCUUAAAGCUCAGCUGAGUACAUGACACCCUUCUGAACUGGCUUUUCUUGUUUAGCUGACAUCUAAAUUAUGUGGUUCAUAUUCUGCUGUAUUUGGAGGUUAUAUAACUGUUGAAUUAUAAAUGUUCAACCAGCCAUGUACAGUUAUUGUUUGGAUUUAAAUAGCAUCUUCUGCGUCCAACCUGACAAAUGGAAAACUUGCUGACUACCGGUACACAGUAAAAUUUUUAAAAAUUUAAGUUUGAAGACAACAGUGGAUUUUUCAAGAUUUAUCACAUCACUUAACUCAGUUAAUAUACCAUUAAUAUAUGCAACUAGUCACCAUCUUACUAGUUUUAAAUAACACACCAUUUAUUAUAUUUUAUAACCUCAGAGUUUUAUACUUUUUGUCAGUUCAGAACAGGAAUAACUUUGCUGUAGGGUAAUUCAGGAAGCCCUGGUGGCAUAGUGGUUAAAUGCUCGGCUGCUAAUCGAAAGGUCGGAGAUUCGAACCCACCAGCCACUCCAUGGGAGAAGGAUGUGGCGGUCCACUUCUGUAAAGAUUACAGUCUUGGAAACCUAUGGGGCAGUUCUGCUGGAUCCUGUAGGGUCGCUGUGAGACCCAGUCGACAGCAGUGGGUUUGGUUUAUAGGCUAGUUCAGUUAGUCUGAAUCUGAAUGUUUCCAUGACCAGAUCAGCUUAUCUGACCUCUUUGUUCAGUAAAUUCUUUGGAAGCCAGGCAGAGACUUCCUUGGAGCAUCAAUUAGCUAGAGAUUAUUUAUUAAUUUGACUUAUUUAAGAUAGAAGAUAUUUUAAUAUAUAUGAAGCAUUUCAUUUUCAAUCUGUUGGGCACAAAAGGAGAGAGAGCCAGAGACAAUGAAGUACUAGUUCUGUAUUAUUGUCUUCUGAGAUGUUAAACCAAACAUUUAAAAAUUAUAAAAUCAAGGAGUUCUGGUUUGAAUAAUGGUAGAAUAGCUUAUAGUGGACAAAUCCUCCUAAUUAUAAACUCUGGACAAAAUAAGCAGUUAUUAAAGGCACUGGGGAGUGACCAAAAGCAGGGUGAGAACCAUGCUCAUAUGGAUUUUCCCCUUAGGACAUUCCCCAGUCUUCCUGGUGGGGGCAGCUAGAACGCAAGAGAAAGCAGCAGUCUUAAUGGCUUGAGAUGUUAGGGAAUGGAAUUGGGGGCUGCGCAGCUACUAACCAAAAGGUUGGUGGUUCGAACCCACCAGCCGCUCCACAAGAGAAAAGGCGUGGUGACCUGCUACCAUAAAGAUUACAGCCUAGGAAACCCUAUGGUGCAGUUCUACUGUGUCCUAUAAAUUUUUGUGGUACUUUGUAUGUUGAUUUUGUAUUGUAGCUUGGACACUUUGAAUAUUACGAGAUUCUGUGUCUUGUUUAAAUUUUAUGGAGAUUGUCUUAUCUUUUUGUUUUAACAGGCAGUCAGCCUGUUAGGUUCAGGAUGCAAUUUCUAAUCCACCUUUUGUUGGCUGUGAUUCCAGUGUCAGUUCAGUUUUCACAGCCUUUGCAAUUCUCUGGAUCUCUCUUGGGUUUGUGCCAUCCAGUCUGGUAGGCAGUACAGGCAUACCUCAGAGAUAUUGCGGGUUCGGUUCAAGACCACCUCAGUAUAAUGAAUGUUGCAAUAAAGCAAGUCACAAGAAAUGUUAGGUUGCCCAGUGCAUAUAAUAGUUAUGUUUACACUAUACUGUAGUCUAUUAUGAGUUGAAAUUGACCCAACGAUAACGGAUUUGGUUUUUGGUUUGGUAGUCUAUAAGUGUGCAAUAGUAUUAUACCUAAAGAAAACAAUGUGCAUACCUUAAUUAAAAAAUACUUUAUUGCUAAAAAUGCUAACCAUCAUUUGAGCAUUCAUCAAGUCAUAAUCUUUUUGCUGGUGGAGGGUCUUGCCUCAAUGUUGAUGGCUGCUGACUGAUCAGGGUGCCAGGUUGGGGUGGCUGUGGCAAUUUCUUAAGACAACAGUGAAAUUUGCCGCACCGAUUAACUUUCUUUCACGAAAAAUUUCUCUGUAGCAUGUGAUGCUGUUUGAUAGCAUUUUACCCACAGUAGAACUUCUUUCAAAAUUGGAGUCAGUCCUCUCAAACCCU
Messenger RNA from Trichechus manatus latirostris (Florida manatee), 3868 nucleotides. It is a transcript of the gene DPH5, whose product is annotated as diphthamide biosynthesis 5. Gene Ontology annotation, molecular function: diphthine synthase activity. The transcript has 9 exons. Lineage: Eukaryota; Metazoa; Chordata; Mammalia; Sirenia; Trichechidae. Gene Ontology annotation, biological process: protein histidyl modification to diphthamide. The record is from RefSeq and is a predicted model, not a curated record. The coding region runs from base 129 to 1049 and encodes 306 amino acids.